CCUCAUUUCCAAAAACUCAAAUACCUAUCGCAACCUACCAAAACACGGUGCGCAAGCCGCUACACUCGCAACCCGAUUACAGUGAUAAUCACGAUGAUUGCGAUUUCAAGGUCCCCAUGGCGGGUUACACAGCAUAUAUAUGUCUCCAAGUUCUUCCGCCCACAACCCGUUCGGUAUACAUCGGCAUUGGUAGGUAGGAGUGGUCGGUUGUACGGUGGCGGUGAGCCGACCAACUCGACCAACGAUGAACUUGCCAAACUACGCCCGGACAUCACGGUAUCCGUUAUCAAAACCCUUGACAGCCGGAAGAGAUUCGACAAAUACCUGUCCAUCGCAGAGGAAAUUGGCAAGUCGGAUCGUCUCAGACUUCCCAUCGACUUUUGUGACGAGGAAUCCACUAUCGUGCUUCCUUGGUAUCAGGAUACGCUAUUUGGGUUCGUCGAGAGCCGCAAGGGUAAACCACACAACAAUUUCAAAGGAAUCCUGAGGCAGGUCAUGGAAGCGGUUCAAGAGCUCCAUAGCAAGGGAUGGGCUCAUCUUGAUAUCAAACCACAAAACAUCUUUGUUGACCCUGUUAUCAGCGAUGAUGGCCAAAAGACGGUCACCAAUGUCGCUCUUGGCGACUUUCACAAUGCUGCUAAGAUAGGAAAUGGAAGCGCCAAUUACUACCCCGGUCCCCUUGGGCAGCCUGUCUGGCGAAGUAUUGAGAUGCAUACUGGGCAAUUCGUGUGCAGAGCAUCCGACAUCUAUGCUCUAGGCCUAUUGUUGAUAUACACUUACGGCGGUCGAAGCAGGAUAUUUCUUGACGGCAUGACUCUACCACAGGUGGAAAUCAUAUGUCACCAUCUAAUAUACUUCGGCCCCGCGAUCCCCAAAGAUUUACUCGCGCAUGUCGAGAAUGAGACCUGGCGUAAGCUACUCGAAAUAAUGUCCGGGGUGGCGGUGAAACAGCUCGAAGCUCGGCCAGAAUGCAGCUUCAGCUGUUGGGGGAACGAAUUCGGACCAACGUUGAAGGGGUUGAUCUCCGAGAUGACCAACCUCAAUCCUUUGGCUAGGCCUACAAUUGAGCAAGUGCUGGCGCAUAAAUGGUGGGACGUGAAAGACGGGGUAUAA
Molecule: messenger RNA, 1113 nt
Organism: Periconia digitata
Lineage: Eukaryota; Fungi; Ascomycota; Dothideomycetes; Pleosporales; Periconiaceae
Source: the annotation of a GenBank genome assembly